Molecule: messenger RNA, 333 nt
Organism: Symbiodinium sp. CCMP2456
Lineage: Eukaryota; Dinophyceae; Suessiales; Symbiodiniaceae
Source: the annotation of a GenBank genome assembly
AUGCUCUUCGUUUGUGGCAUGGCAAGCCAGCGGCCAAACGAUGCCUUCUGGAAGAGUCGAGAUGUGGACGGGAGGAUGGAGGCAGGCAUCUUCGUGGCCUGGGAUGCUCGGAUGGUCCUGGUGUUGGUGGUGACCCUUCUCCAGAACUGGCUUGCAGGUCUCGUUGCCAAACGCCUCUCCACCGUCAUCCGCUCCAGCGCACAGCAGCUCUCUUUGCUCAUCGUGUACUUCGUGGGGGACAUUUGGUUGAACCACGUUGUUUUCGACUGGCCAGUGGGAACCACGGCGCUGGUGAUCGCUCUCUCCGUGCAGGUCUUCGCGUUGGCGGGGCAG